ACUCCUCCCAGUGCACCGGAAGUUUUGAACGAAUCGUACGCGGGAAAUCAGUGAACUCCUCAGCCGGACAGCGGAGCAGGAAAAACACCCGGAGACUCGUGAACUGUCGGUGUUGGAUAAAAAACGGAAAUGAAGGUGGUAACGUGUGAGAUCGCGUGGCACAACAAGGAGCCGGUUUACAGUGUGGACUUCCAGCACAGCGCAGAGGGACGAGUUCGACGACUGGCAACAGCCGGAGUGGACACCACCGUCAGACUGUGGCGAGUGGACACGGGCUCAGAUGGGAAAGCAGCUGUGGAGUUACUGUCCAAUCUUGCUCGGCACACCAAGGCUGUCAACGUGGUGCGCUUUAGCCCUAACGGAGAGCUGCUUGCCUCAGGAGGAGAUGAUGCAGCAAUUCUCCUGUGGAAGCUAAAUGACUCUAAGGAGCCUGAUCAGGCACCUGCGUUCCAGGAGGAUGAAGAUGCUCAGCUCAACAAGGAGAGCUGGUCUGUGGUCAAGACUCUGAGGGGACACAUAGAGGAUGUGUACGACAUCUCCUGGACACGGGAUGGAAACUUCAUGGUGUCUGGAUCUGUCGACAACACUGCUAUAAUGUGGGACAUCAACAAAGGACAGAAGCUGUGUAUCUUGAACGACCAUAAGAGCUACGUGCAGGGUGUGACCUGGGAUCCUCUAGGACAAUAUGUUGCCACUCUCAGCUGUGACAGGGUGAUGCGUGUGUACAGCGCACACACCAAGAAGAAGGCUUUCUGUAUCAGUAAAAUGAGCUCUGGACCACUUGCAGAGGGAGAGGUGAAGCCGCACAGAAUCUUCCACGACGACAGCAUGAGGUCAUUCUUUCGACGUCUUUCAUUCACACCAGAUGGUUCUUUCCUGCUCGCUCCAGCUGGCUGUGUGGAGAUUGGGGAAAACAUCAUGAAUACCACCUACAUCUUUUCCAGGAAGAGCCUCAAGAGGCCCAUCGCCCACUUGCCAUGUCCAACCAAGGCUACGCUGGCUGUGCGCUGCUGCCCUGUCUACUUUGAACUGAGAACUAAGAAGGGAGAAGAUGGUUCAGAGCAGCCUCUUCCCAACACAUUCCAGUUGCCUUACCGUAUGGUGUUUGCUGUGGCGUCAGAGGACUCCAUCUUCUUGUAUGACACCCAACAGACCCUUCCUUUCGGCCUGGUGUCUAACAUCCACUACCACACACUCAGUGAUCUUACAUGGUCCCGGGAUGGUUCCUUCCUGGCGGUGUCCUCCACAGAUGGCUACUGCUCCUUCCUGUCCUUUUCUCCUGGGGAGCUGGGCACUCCACUGAAGGAGCCCCCCACAUUAGAGGUCUUUGUCCCAAGCACUGGUGUCGAGAAAAAGAGCAAGAAGUCGUCAGCGGGCAGGACAUCGUCUCCCGUGAGCAGCGCAGCCCCGACUCCCUCUUCCCAAACCACCCAUGGAAAAGAUGCCCCCUCUAUCACCCCCCCAGAGGAGAAGAAGAGCACCCCCAGUACCAAGUCUAAACCUCAGCCACGCAGGAUCACCCUCAACACUCUGGAGGGUUGGGGGAAGCCCAGUAGUCCUAAAACCACAGCUCCUUCAGCACCUCAGACCCCAACAUCAGCAAGCACAAGUGCUCCGUCCACUCCCCAACCACUCAUUGCCCCCCUCACCCCCACCAGCUCCUCCAAAACGCAAUUACGUCUCACUCCCCUCACCCCCUCCACCCCAAAAGUCCUCAACAGUUCUAAUACUGCUGGACCCACUACUCCGAAGGGUACAACCACCCCAAAGGGGCCCACCCCAAGGAGAGUAUCUUUGACUCCCAUUGCAUCCAGAUCUCCAGCUGUCAGCUCCCUCUUCAGAACUCCCUCCUCCACAGAGAAGGCCAAACAUGAACGUCCGUCUCCUCCCACUGAUCCAGUGUGCCAGCCUCCAGAGUCCAAACGACCCAAGACCAGUGACCUCCCGACAAAGUCCAGUGUUGGCCAGGCUUAGUGUUUAACUGGGAAUCGUCUGGUGCUGGAUUUCAUUAAGCAGAGUUCAAAACCACCACUGAGGCUCCCUGCAGAUCUAAUCCCAUCGUGCUGAAGCACUCUCUGGGUUUUGAUCUGUCUCUACUUGAUCUCUACUCUGAGCUUUAACCUCAGAUAAUGAACUGUUAUAAAACAAACUGUGUUGCAAUUAGUAUCCUUGAGUUAAUUAUUUUAGCCUUUUGUGUUUUGAUUAAUGAGCAACUGUUUUAUAUUUGAUUUGUUUGACAUUCAGCUGCUGUUGUAAAAAGGAAAUUUGUCUCACUUCCUGUCAAGAACAUGUAAUUGUGAAACUAAAAUAACUGCACUCCAAAUCUGAAGAAGGGGAAAAAAACAUGUGCUUCAGGGUUUGGUGCUUGUGUUUAAGGUGUCGUUCUGAGUUUGAAUUAUCUGAAUGAACAGUUUAAGUGAGAAGCUCUUGUCAAGCAUUUAAGAGUCAUUUUCUAUUGUCUAAUAAAAGACGUUUCAUAUAGAGUA
Molecule: messenger RNA, 2486 nt
Organism: Paralichthys olivaceus (Japanese flounder)
Lineage: Eukaryota; Metazoa; Chordata; Actinopteri; Pleuronectiformes; Paralichthyidae
Gene: chaf1b
Product: chromatin assembly factor 1, subunit B
Biological process (GO): nucleosome assembly; DNA replication-dependent chromatin assembly
Cellular component (GO): CAF-1 complex; nucleus
Molecular function (GO): protein binding
Source: RefSeq, a predicted model, not a curated record